Messenger RNA from Cynocephalus volans (Philippine flying lemur), 1358 nucleotides. RefSeq names its product collagen alpha-1(I) chain-like. The transcript has 2 exons. NCBI's taxonomy places the organism in Eukaryota, Metazoa, Chordata, Mammalia, Dermoptera, Cynocephalidae. The record is from RefSeq and is a predicted model, not a curated record. The coding region runs from base 9 to 800 and encodes 263 amino acids.
GCGAUCCGAUGGCGGCGGGUCGCGGGCCUCGCCACGGGUUCAAGUGCGUGCCCGAGGUGGGCACCGCGGCCCCGGGAGCGAGUUCUCCCCGGCCGGCCACCUCACCGGGAGUUCCGAGCGCCCGCGGCCUUGGGGAACCCCUCGGCCCCGGCCCGCCCGGACGCGCUGGGCCGCCCGCCUGGGGCCCGAACUCGCGCGCCCGGCAUCGGGUGGUUAAUGAGGCGCGCGGGCGAUCACCGGGUCCCAGCUCCUCCUGUCCCCGUCCGCGGUCCGGGGCCCACGGCCGGGGGUCUCCCCCGGGCUCAUCGCGGAGGCUCCGCCUGGAAAAGGAGUGCGACUUCCUCUCCACGCCGCUCCGAGUGGACUGUGGGACCGGCGGGAAGCGGCUCGAGCGCCCCGUCUGCGCCGUUGGGAGGAGAAGCAGCCCCCACCCGAGCCCUGCCGCCCCCUCCCCACACAGCCCCGCGCAGGCUUUAGAAGUUGUGAGGACCCAGAUCUGGGACCAGAUCAAGGAGGUGUACAAGCCCGGUACCGUGACAAUCCCCCACCCGUUCCAGGCCGGAGACCGAGUGCUUAUCAGACGCCACCGACCCAGCAGCCUUGAGCCUCGGUGGAAAGGCCCGUACCUGGUGUUGCUGACCACCCCGACCGCAGUAAAAGUCGACGGUAUCGCUGCCUGGGUCCAUGCUUCUCACCUCAAGCCUGCACCACCCUCGGCACCAGAUGAGUCUUGGGAGCUGGAAAAGACUGAUCAUCCUCUUAAGCUGCGUUUUCGGCGGCGGCAGAACGGGUUGGAGUGAAAACCCUCACCAGCCUGUGACCCUCACCUGGCAGGUACUGUCCCAAACUGGGAACGUUGUCUGGAAGACAGAGAAAGUCCAGCCCCCUUGGACUUGGUGGCCCAUUCUUACACCUGAUGUAUGUGCCCUGGCGGCCGGUCUUGAGUCCUGGGAUAUCCCAGGAACCGAUGUAUCAACCUCUAAGAGAGUCAGACCCCCUGACUCAAACUAUGAAAAUGCUUAUAGACAGAUCACCUGGGGAGCCAUAGGAUGCAGCUACCCUAAGGCUAGGACCAGAAUGGCAAGUUCCACCUUCUACGUGUGUCCCCGGGAUGGCCGGUCCCUUUCAGAAGCUAGAAGGUGUGGAGGGUUAGAAUCCCUGUAUUGUAAAGAAUGGGGUUGUGAAACCACGGGGACUGUUUAUUGGCAACCUACGUCCUCCUGGGACCUCAUAACUGUAAAAUGGAAUAACACAGAGCGAUCAUGGGGUGCCCUACUGGCAACCUGUGAAAAAACCGGCUGGUGUAACCCCCUUAAAAUAAAUUUCACAGAACAAGGACGGCAAUCCAAAGAGUAGAU